AUGAUUAAUGCAAUAGAAACCGUGUUAUCAACGACUGCGAAGCCAAGCAAUAUGAGGAAUAAAGUUGAAAAAACGAAGGAUGGCAGAGUCGAAGUAAAAGCUUAUACAAAAAAUGGUUUGAAGAAUGUGAAUUCAUAUGAUAAAUUAUGUAAGGCAUUAAAGUCAGAAUGCACUAGUUUGAGAACCGGCGAUAAUAAUAUCAGAUGGAAAAGAAGAAUUCUGAGAAUUGCAAAGACUUUGGGUGAAAAAUCAUUACGGUGUUCAGCAAUUUUAUUCAAUAACUUACAACAAGAUAAUGACCGACGAAGUUCUGGAAAUAAAAUUGAUGCUAUUAUGAAGCUGUUAGAUGUAAACCUAGAGUUUUUAGUUGUAGAAGUUUCAGGAUCUCCAACAAAUCCUGAUCAUAGCCACUACAUCGGCGACCGUAACAAAAUUGCAAAAUUCUUGAAAAUUAUUCUAAAUUUUAUUAGGAUAAAUUAUCGUGGAGAUUUUCAACAAUUUCGAAAAAUAAAAGUUUACGGGAUACAAGUUUUCAGUAAUUUUUUUUAUGUUUAUAGCUUAUCACUACCUUUUUCUGGAAUAUAUUACUUCAAGCAAGAGUUUGUUUUCAAAUGUCCAACAAUUACAUUUCUUGCAUUUAGAACUUUACCAAAAUUUUUAUCGAAUCUAUGGAAAAUGCGUGAGAUGAUUUCUUCAAGUGCCGAAGCUAUUGUUUCAUAUAUAGAAAAUGCAGAUGAAUCAGAUGAUGGCGACGAACUUAAUCCGGUGAUCAUUUCACCAAAGAAAUCUAAACGUCUGGGCAUAGGGAUACAAGGCAUGCCCUUAGG
Messenger RNA from Racocetra persica, 827 nucleotides. The record is from the annotation of a GenBank genome assembly. NCBI's taxonomy places the organism in Eukaryota, Fungi, Glomeromycota, Glomeromycetes, Diversisporales, Gigasporaceae.